CAGGCGGAUAAAUGACACUUGCGGCGUGGCGCAAGUCUCAAAAGGGUUGGUCUGAAGCAGCCAUGCUGCUAUCCAUUUGGAUGGUACGCUGGUACGAACGACCAGCUUCAGCGAGAACGUGACGUAUUUCCCUUGCUCCAGCCUUCCAGUUUGCCAUUUGUGUGUCUGUCGGGCCACGAGGGGGAGUAGUAGCAGGCUAGUCAUCAUUAGCAACAUAGCCUCUUUAGCAAACCAGCUUCAAAACAAAACUUUACAUUGAAUUGCACGCAAAGCAAGACCGUGCAAUGCAUAUAUUGGUGACCGGAUUAAAGCAGCAAGGGAAUCACGUGUGUAAGAGGUUUUAAAAACGACAUUAAAACCACCAACGUGGUACAAAUAGAAAGAAAAUACAUCUCAUCCCCCAUUAACUAUGGGCGCAGCCAUCUUCUUUGCGAGUUGUACAGCUCUGCUCGCUCUACUUUGAAAGCGACGAGAUACUAUGACCAAAAGGGGGCGUGCCUCAGUGAAAUGCCGCAAGAAAGCUGCGAGAUUUGCGACUUUACCACUUCGUAAAUCCAAAUGGAUAGCAAAUUACCCGUAGGUGUGGUUUGGGCGUAACGUGCAAUGAACCAAUCAGAGCGUUUUCUCGCAUCCCCUUUAAGAGCGAUCGGCGCUUGUUCCAUGGCGGAUUGCUGUUAUGAUGGCGGAUUUGCCAGGCGCACGCAAAGAAAGGUUCACAAGAGAAGAGACCGAUUUGCUCGUCAGAGCAGUCAAAGACCGUGAGAUGACUUUGUAUGGGGAUGGGAGAAACCCACCCAAAAUUGCUUCGGUGAAAGCGGCUUGGGAGGAAAUCGCCAUAAUUGUCUCAGAAGCUGGACAACAUAGGACAUCUCUCCAUUGCCGUAAGCGGUGCAACGACGUCAGGAGAAGAGGCAAGGCCAAGCUUGCUGCCAACUCGCAAGCACGUCAAAAGACUGGAGGAGGAUCUGGCAGUUACCAGGACCUCACGCCGGUAGAGAACAUCGCAGCGUCAACACUGACCGCUGAAAGCGUUGAGGGUUUUGGGGGCUUUGAAGUCGGCACCCAACCCGAUGCACCAGCUGUCCAACCCCAAGCUUCUCAGGAAGAAGACCCUGGCCUCGGGACCAGCGCGCACGGGGCAGCUGAGGGAGCCGCACGGCGGACUCAAUCAAGACGCCGUGGCAGCAGCGCCAGCAGCAUGAGACCGCAGGACCACCCGUUCCUGCAGCUCCAGCAAACCGGGUUCGACAUGCUGGAGCGGGAGCUGGCCGGGAUGCGGCGAGACACCAACACCAGUCUGGACCGGGUGGCGAUGUUGCUGCGGCCUCUCGGGCGCAUCGCCUCAAGUUUGGACCGGAUUGCGACAGCUAUGGAACGUGCAUGGCCCCCAAACGACCCACCUCCUCCCCCUGUUGUGCCCCUUCUUCCCCCUGUUGUGCCCCUUCCUCCCCCCAUUCCAUCUCCGUCCACCCGCUCCACCAGGAGCAUAUCCAGCAUCGCCACUCCCGGACCCUCAUUUGUCGAAUCCCGCCUAGGCAGGCGUAAAGGACUUACCGAGGAGGGAGAAAAUAAUUAAUUUUUCCUUCAAAUCUUUGCAACUUUUCAUUUUUCGUUUUGUAUUUUUCAAAUAAAAAAUGUCUCAAGGACAUACUAUA
Molecule: messenger RNA, 1655 nt
Organism: Gadus macrocephalus (Pacific cod)
Lineage: Eukaryota; Metazoa; Chordata; Actinopteri; Gadiformes; Gadidae
Product: myb-related transcription factor, partner of profilin-like
Exons: 2
Coding region: 677-1576 (299 amino acids)
Biological process (GO): regulation of transcription by RNA polymerase II
Cellular component (GO): nucleus
Molecular function (GO): DNA-binding transcription factor activity, RNA polymerase II-specific; RNA polymerase II cis-regulatory region sequence-specific DNA binding
Source: RefSeq, a predicted model, not a curated record